AUGACGGAAUUUAUGAAAAUUUGCGUUGAAUUCGUAGCUAUUUCAUCCUUUUUAUCUAGUAGAGCGAGAAAAAUUCCACUGGAUAAAGUCAUAGGAAAAGCUCUUCAAGAAAUUCCAUACAUUAUUCAAUUUUGUAAUGAAAAUACAUUUACAGAAUCAAGGACAAUGAAACAAAAUAUUGCUACUUCAAUCGACUCUCUUUAA
Funneliformis mosseae is the source of this 204-nucleotide messenger RNA. The record is from the annotation of a GenBank genome assembly. Lineage: Eukaryota; Fungi; Glomeromycota; Glomeromycetes; Glomerales; Glomeraceae.